UCUCAGACUGACUGAAGUCAAGAAGAUGAGUGUUCGUGUGAAGCGAGAGGACAGAGCAGAGUGUCCAGGAUCCAGCUGUCUGUCUAUGAAGAGUGACUGGUCCAAACAGUUUAAUCCUCCAUUCUUCAGUAUUGAACCUGGACCCUCAGACACAAAAGGUCAGGACCACAGACUAAGAGCAGAGUCUCCAGGAUCCAGCUGUCCUAUGAAGGGGGACUGGUCCACAGACUUAAAUCCUCUAGACAUCAGUAAUGAACCUGGACCCUCAGACACAAAAUUUUCAGCAGAUAGUGGUCUGCAGGAGGUUUUAGAUGAACAUAAGAUCAGAGGAGCAGGAAGUGAAACCCUCCUCAACAGGAUCUACACUGAGCUCUACAUCACAGAGGGACAGAGUGAAGAGGUUAAUACCCAACAUGAGGUGAGGCAGCUGGAGACAGCUUCCAAGAUGAAAACCUUCCAUGACGCUCCAGUCAAGUGCCACGACAUCUUUAAAGCCUUACCUGACCAACAGAGACGCAUCAGAGUCGUUCUGACGAAUGGCGUCGCUGGUGUUGGAAAAACCUUCUCAGUGCAGAAGUUCACUCUGGACUGGGCAGAGGGCUCUGAAAACCAAGACGUCAGUCUGCUGGUUCUGCUUUCGUUCAGGGAGCUGAACCUGAUCAAAGAUGAGCAGUACAGUCUUCUCAUGCUGCUCCAUGUUUUCCAUCCAACAUUAAAGAAGCUCACAGCAGAGAAGCUCGCUGACUGUAAAGUGUUGUUCAUCUUUGACGGCCUGGAUGAAAGCAGACUUUCACUGGAUUUCAGCAACAGGGAGGUCGUGUCUGAUGUCUCACAGAAGUCAUCUGUCAACGUGCUGCUGACAAACCUCAUCCAGGGGAAUCUGCUUCCCUCUGCUCUGGUCUGGAUAACUUCCCGACCUGCGGCAGCCAAUCAGAUCCCUCCUGCAUGUGUUGACAGGAUAACAGAAGUACGAGGCUUCACUGAUGCCCAGAAGGAGGAGUACUUCAGGAGGAGAUUCAGUGAUGAAGAGCUGUCCAGAAGAAUCAUCUCACACAUCAAGACGUCCAGGAGCCUCCACAUCAUGUGUCAGAUCCCAGUCUUCUGCUGGAUCUCUGCUACAGUUCUGGAGCACAUGUUGACCACAGAGCAGAAAGGAGAGCUGCCCAAGACCCUGACUGACCUGUACUCACACUUCCUGCUGGUUCAGACAAAGAGGAAGAAGCAC
This is a messenger RNA of Toxotes jaculatrix (banded archerfish), 1225 nucleotides long. Its product is annotated as protein NLRC3-like. The transcript has 4 exons. The record is from RefSeq and is a predicted model, not a curated record. NCBI's taxonomy places the organism in Eukaryota, Metazoa, Chordata, Actinopteri, Toxotidae. The annotation marks the transcript as partial.